AUGGACCCUCGCGUCGCGGCCGUCGACGGCUUCACAAAGACCCAACACACGUCGGUCCCACCGGCGCUGGAUCCUUCUUCUGUAAAGCUGGACGACGGCUUCACCGUCUGCAUCAUCGGCGCGUCCACGGGCAUCGGCGAGCAUAUCGCAUACAGCUUCGCGAGGGCCCAAGCGACAAGAAUCAUCAUCGCAUCUCGCACCUUCGCCGACCUGGAGAUGGUGGCCGACGAGGCCAGACGGAUCAAUCCCCGCGUCCAGGUCGACGUGGUCGAGUGUGACGUCUCGAAAGCGCCCGAGGUGGAGGCCCUCGCAGAAUAUGUGAGAGGGCAUUGCGGCGGGCGAUUGGACGUGCUCAUCCUCAACGCGGGCUACGCCGGCCCCGUCGUCACGAAGAUGGACCAAGGAAACCCCGAGUGGGUGCAACGCGCCUUUGAAGUCAACGCCCUGGGAACCUACCUCACCGCACAUUACUUUGUGCCUUUACUCGUGCAGUCACAAAGCAAGGCAAAGGGAUUCAUCGCCAUCGGGUCCAUCGCGGGGUGCAUCAGACGGGGACCCAUCGCAAACACGGGGUACACGGUCAGCAAGUUUGCGCAGAUUCGCCUGGUCGAAUAUCUUCACGAGCAAUACUCUGGCACAGGGUUGGUCAGCCUGGCACUUCACCCGGGAGCGGUCAUGACGAGGAUGGCGAGCGGAAACACGCCGGAAGAAUUCAUGCCUUACAUGACGGACGAGGUCGAUCUCUGCGGUGCAGUUUGUGUCUAUCUCAGUAGGCAGAUUGGCGAUCUCGGUUGGCUGAGCGGGAGACUGAUAUCUGCCACUUGGGACAUGGAGGAAUUGAUGGCCAAAAAGGCAAAGAUAACGGAGAAAGAUUUGCUCAAGUUCGUCCUAGUGACCGAGUAA
Molecule: messenger RNA, 903 nt
Organism: Fonsecaea nubica
Lineage: Eukaryota; Fungi; Ascomycota; Eurotiomycetes; Chaetothyriales; Herpotrichiellaceae
Exons: 2
Coding region: 1-903 (300 amino acids)
Source: RefSeq, a predicted model, not a curated record